This is a messenger RNA of Rotaria sp. Silwood2, 546 nucleotides long. NCBI's taxonomy places the organism in Eukaryota, Metazoa, Rotifera, Eurotatoria, Philodinida, Philodinidae. The record is from the annotation of a GenBank genome assembly.
AUGUCUGCAACAAAUGAAUUAUCACUUAUUGCUCAUGAUGAUUGUAUUGUACCAAUGGAUGUACGUUAUAUAGAUUUCCUUAAUGCUCUUUCGGAAAUUCAUGAUGAAACUGUGCAAGAUCGCUGUUAUAAAUAUUGGACGUCACUCUAUCGACAUUUUGAUUAUUCGAUGACUAAUGAACGAGUUCUCAGGCUUGAAGAAAAACGAACACGCGAAAUUGUACAUCGUCUUGAUAUUGAAAUAACUUCACAUCAAUCAGAAAUCAUCUAUCAAAUUCGUAAUAUAUUUGAACGAGGUCAUCAAGUCUUAACCGAUCUUUAUACUAAAUAUAAUAGAAAAAAGAACAAUUUAAAAAACAUUAAACGAAUAAUGAAUGAUUUAGAUAAUAGAAUUCAAAAUAAAAAAUCCGAAAGUAGUAUGAAAACCAUUGUCACAACUGUUUCUUCAUCAACAUCUUUAACAUCCAUGAUAGAAACAAUUGAUAAUCUAAAAUUACAAAUAAGAAAUCUUCAAACAACACGUACGUGUGACAUAAUUAAGAAUUAA